Messenger RNA from Chanos chanos (milkfish), 1501 nucleotides. It is a transcript of the gene rfng, whose product is annotated as RFNG O-fucosylpeptide 3-beta-N-acetylglucosaminyltransferase. Gene Ontology annotation, cellular component: Golgi membrane. The coding region runs from base 59 to 1222 and encodes 387 amino acids. NCBI's taxonomy places the organism in Eukaryota, Metazoa, Chordata, Actinopteri, Gonorynchiformes, Chanidae. Gene Ontology annotation, molecular function: O-fucosylpeptide 3-beta-N-acetylglucosaminyltransferase activity. The record is from RefSeq and is a predicted model, not a curated record. The transcript is spliced from 8 exons. Gene Ontology annotation, biological process: pattern specification process.
AGCAGGGAAGAGAGACUGGCUAGCCCUGGUGGCUGAGCUUCUGUUGAGGUCAGGAAGAAUGCACUUAUCCCAUGUUGGCAUCAGCAAACUCUGCUUCUUGCUCUCUUUGGCACUGUGUGCCCUCUUGUUGUUACUGAUACCAACCCUGCAGCCACCAAAACGUCAGGGGGACCUCCCCCAACCCCGACCCCAUUCUAGACCCUCCAAUUCGGGACAAGGGCACCAAAUGCCUCCCCGUAGUGACCUGGAGAACAGUAGCUCCCUAAGCCAUGGAAAAUACGGAGAUGCCAAGGGUUUUCACUCCACCCGUCCACCUACUCUCAGGGGCAAAAAUAAAAGCCAACAGGAGGUUCUUGGAGAGGCUGUUGCUCAUGCUGGCUCUGCUGGAUCUCGUUCCAAAGACCCUUUGGAACUAAAAGACAUUUUUAUAGCCAUAAAAACAACCAGAAAGUAUCACAAGAGUCGCUUGGAGCUACUUUUCCAGACAUGGAUUUCCAAAGCAAAGGAGCAGGCGUUUAUCUUCACAGAUGGAGAGGAUAAGGGGUUAAGGCAGAAAGCAGGAGUUAAUCUUAUCAACACCAACUGUUCCGCAGCACACACUCGACAAGCCCUGUGUUGCAAGAUGUCUGUGGAGUAUGACAAGUUUAUCGAAUCUCAAAAAAAGUGGUUUUGCCACGUCGAUGAUGACAACUAUGUGAUACUGCCCGGCCUGCUGCGACUGCUCUCCUCCUACUCACACACACAGGACGUGUACUUGGGCCGGCCCAGUCUCGAUCAUCCCAUCCAGGCUGCAGAGAAAGUCAAGAGCGAUGGAUCGGUUUCGGUGAAGUUCUGGUUUGCCACUGGAGGUGCUGGGUUCUGUAUCAGUCGGGGGCUGGCACUGAAAAUGAGUCCAUGGGCAAGCCUGGGGAACUUUAUCACCACAGCUGAGAAGAUCCGACUCCCUGAUGACUGCACUAUCGGAUACAUCAUUGAAGCACUGCUGGAGGUUCCUCUGACGCACACACACCUUUUCCACUCUCACCUGGAGAACCUGCAGAGACUGCCCAGUGACAGCGUGUUAAACCAGGUGACGCUUAGUUACGGUGGCUUUGAGAACAGGAGGAAUGUGGUCAGUAUUGGAGGAGUCUUCUCCUUGGCAGAGGACCCGUCACGGUUCAAAACAGUACAUUGUCUUCUCUAUCCAGAGACUGAUUGGUGUUCCCACAAAAGUCGCCACUGACUGCUCUGAUGCUGCACAAAACGCUGGAUAGAAGAAAGACACUUUUGAUCUCUUCAGAACUCUGCUCAAAAAGAAUUUUCAGAAGCAGCUGCAUGUGGGCUCGCUUGCUGCUGUUACACUUUGCCACCGUUGUGUGUUUUUGCGUACAGAUUUCUCUGAAAAGCUGUGACAGCAUUAUGUAAUCACACGUUUCUGAUGGAAGGUACCAGAAGUUAACUGAUCAGGUUAUACAGGGUGAUAGUAAUUUAUUAUUGGUCUCCCAACAUUCAUAAGACUUAA